AUGGCAACAUAUAAAUGCACAACUUGCGAAACAUAUAAACGUUCUAAAUAUGAAGCAGGUUGCUAUGGCUCUUGCGGAAAAAGAGAUUGUAGGGACUGUUGCGAAACUUGCGGAAAUCAUACCCUAGUUAGUGUGGAAGUUUCCACAAUUGGUAAUCAAUUAGAACAUCGUAAUACACAAGGUUAUUAUGGUGAAGCAAAAGUUAUAACUUAUAAUAAGGGGGGUUCGAUAACUAUCCAAACGGCUUAUUCUGAAUUAAUUGAUGAAAAAAAAGUUAGGGAAAUGGGAGAGGAAGAGAAGAAAGAUUACCACGACUAUACCCGCGACCAACUUAUCGCUGAAAUCAACCGCUUAAAAUCUGAAAACGAACAAUUGAGAAACAAUCAGAAUUUAACUAGUUCAGAAAAAGAGAGUAGAUUACAAAAAAAUCGACAGAAAUUAGAGGAAUUAAAACUUUACUAUAAUACCGGUUCGCAAUCAGGUUUACAAUCAAAUAAUAAUAGAUUUUCUGCAGAUUUGUUAACCGCCAUGGCUCACAUUGUAGAAGGACAAAGAAAACUUGCUGAUAGAUUAACCGCAAUUGAAGGCGAACUAAAACUGAUUAGGAUAGAAAUAAAAGAAUUAGUCGAAAAGAAAAAAUAA
Entrophospora candida is the source of this 642-nucleotide messenger RNA. NCBI's taxonomy places the organism in Eukaryota, Fungi, Glomeromycota, Glomeromycetes, Entrophosporales, Entrophosporaceae. The record is from the annotation of a GenBank genome assembly.